This is a messenger RNA of Paramecium tetraurelia, 300 nucleotides long. RefSeq lists its product as uncharacterized. Lineage: Eukaryota; Ciliophora; Oligohymenophorea; Peniculida; Parameciidae. The record is from RefSeq and is a predicted model, not a curated record. Gene Ontology annotation, molecular function: 2 iron, 2 sulfur cluster binding. The transcript has a single exon.
AUGAGAUAUAAAGGCAAGAUAUAUGCUUUUGGAAGUCUAUGUCCAUACGAUCUGGAAACAGAUUUAUCCGUAGGAAUUUGUUUUGGGGAUAAGUUAGAUUGUCCAAAACAUGGAUGCUAAUUCAAUAUUACAAAUGUCAUGGUUGAAGGACCUCCAUCUAUUGAUAAUUUGCCUAAGUUUGGAGUAAAGGAGAAUGAAGACUCAAUUGAGGUUUAUGCUCCUCUAAUAGUGUCUAAAAAGAUUAUUCCUUAACAUCAUUUUAGAGAUUACAACAAUCAAAGAAAAGUCAUUAUAUAUUGA